AUGUCAAUAUUUUCCGAUUUCCAUUCCUCCUCGCGACUGCCACGCAUCCUUGUCGCAGUACUUGCUAUCUUGUCCUUCACACUUCUCCUCAGUUACAGCAGGAUAUCCUCGACUACAUACUCUCUCCUCUGGCCCGAGCCGGAACCAAUUUCACUGGAACCUGACGACGAUUUGUCGACGGUUUUCGACGGCAUAUCACCCAUGAGCUACGGCAAGACCCACAGGCCCCCGAUGAAGGGCAUGCCCGACAAGCUGGUGGCCGACCUGCCCGAGCAGUACAUCCCCAGCCUGGAUGGCCGGACAAAACGCCUGGUGAUAGUAGGCGACGUCCACGGCCAGAAGACCGCCCUGGAGAAGCUCCUGGGCAAGGUCCAUUUCGACAAGACCAAGGACCACCUGAUCCUGACAGGGGACCUCGUUAACAAGGGCCCGGACUCUGCAGGCGUGGUGGACCUGGCGAUCGAGCUCGGCGCGCACGCCGUGAGGGGGAACCACGAGGACCGCGUGCUGUAUGUGAGCAUGGCCAUGAACAAGGACUCCGAAUCACCACAGUCGAUGAGCGACAAGGUAGACCUCGAGACGAAGGUGUACGAGAAGGGGCAUGAGGAGGAAAAGGACGACAAGGAUCCCAAGGCCGCAAAGGAGGAGUAUCUCGCCAACGAGGCCCUGCUCGACCGCGGCGACAAGCCCGAGUACCAGACCGCGCGCUCGCUGUCCAAGGGCCAGCUCGAAUGGCUCUCCCAGCUCCCUCUGAUCCUCAAGAUCGGCCGCAUCCCCUCCAACAAGGACCUCCCGCCCGCGUUCGAGAACAUGGUGGUCGUGCACGCGGGUCUGGUGCCGAACGUGUCACUGGCCGACCAGGACCCCCGGGCGGUGAUGUCGAUGCGCACGCUCGUGUACCCGGUGGAUGAGCUGAGGAGAGACGCGGUGAAGAGGUGGCUCAAGGAAAAGGCGGAGAAGAAGAACAGGGGCAUGGUCGCCAACAGCCAGAUCGACGAGGACGAGGUCGACGAGUUCCUGCAGAAGAUCAUGGAGGCGCAGGGCCUGAGCAGCGACCACGAGGGCGACGACGUCGCGGUUCCCACGGACGGGCGGGAGGGGUCUAAGUGGUGGAAGGAGUGGAACCGCUUCCAGGAGCGGCUGGCAAAGACCACGACGACGGAGGCCGAGGUGAAGGCUCCCGCCGCCGCUGCUACUUCUAAUGACGACAACAAGCCCGGAGACGUAGACGCCAGCAAGAAAAAUAACAAGAAGGACAAGAAGCGGCGACAGCAGACCGCCGUGGAGAAGGAGCUGAGCGGCAUGACGAUCGUGUACGGGCACGACGCAAAGAGCGGGCUGACGGUGCCCGACACCUACGGCAACGGUAAGGGCCACACGUUCGGCCUGGACUCGGGAUGCGUCUACGGCCGGAAGCUGUCGGCGCUGGUGAUCGAGGCCCGGCCCGAGGGCGUCGUGCACGGCAUCACGCAGGUCAAGUGCGAGAAGGCCGUGGAGCCGUGA
This is a messenger RNA of Diaporthe amygdali, 1503 nucleotides long. Its product is annotated as calcineurin-like phosphoesterase. Lineage: Eukaryota; Fungi; Ascomycota; Sordariomycetes; Diaporthales; Diaporthaceae. The record is from RefSeq and is a predicted model, not a curated record. The transcript has a single exon. Gene Ontology annotation, cellular component: cytoplasm. The coding region runs from base 1 to 1503 and encodes 500 amino acids. Gene Ontology annotation, biological process: polyphosphate catabolic process. Gene Ontology annotation, molecular function: phosphatase activity; endopolyphosphatase activity.